This is a messenger RNA of Anopheles coustani, 4885 nucleotides long. It is a transcript of the gene sky, whose product is annotated as GTPase-activating protein skywalker. The record is from RefSeq and is a predicted model, not a curated record. NCBI's taxonomy places the organism in Eukaryota, Metazoa, Arthropoda, Insecta, Diptera, Culicidae. The coding region runs from base 1340 to 3019 and encodes 559 amino acids. The transcript is spliced from 13 exons.
GUGUCGCUGGCGUUUUGCGAUACUUUACGCAGUUGUCCAAAACAACCAAAUUGCAUUCUGAAUUUCUUUCUUUCAAGCCACGAAAUUACGUACCUAUCAUUAAAGUCCGAGAUACUUUGCGUUGAAUUGUUUAAGUUGUGUAUAUCAUCCGACGUUCGCAAAGAGUGUACUCCAAGAAAUUAGUGAUUGUGUGUGUGUACGAACGUGUUUAUCCAACGAAUGACAGUUGACCAAUUUUGGUGCGAGCGUAAUCUUCUGUAUUUUGUUUCUAGCCACUUGGUGGCCGUGCAGAACGAUUAUUCAAGGGUCAAUUGCCAAACCAGUCCAUUGAUUGCAGUGAUUUGUUAGUGGAAGGCGAAACUGUGUUCCGUGCCGGAUUGGUUGAAAUCUUAAGGGCCUACAACUACGUCUCCAGAUGUCUUUUGUGUACCUGGUCUAAUUUUUAUUUGGGUUUAUCGUCUGCAGAAAAUAACCGUUCUUUCACCCGAUAAUUUCGUAUCAUUUGUAUAUGUGUAUGAAGAAAGGUUUCAUCAUGCUGUUCGAGGAUCUUACUUAAAUUAUUGGAACUAGUUCUUCGGCGAGAUGCAUGCGUUUUGUAUUCGUCUGGGAGUGCCACUGUCCUCCCCAUAAGCGAUUCGCUAUAUUGUUGUAAAACUUGACCUGCCCGUGACUGGAACGUUUGAUUAGGGAGUGCACAAAGUUGUAAAAAAGUCGCAAUUAUUUGCAAAAAUGUACAUGCUUUUGAUGUAAUGGUGCUGCAAAACUGAAUAAGUGAAACAAAAGCUGAACUGCCUGAGCAUUACCCGGUUGUUAUCAAAACAGUGCAAAAUUGUCAAUGUAACAUUAUCAUUCGACUUUGACGGCGUUGGACCGAUACGGUGCAGAUAAACAGAAGCAAAGAUAGAGAAGAUAACCAAUUGAAUGAAGAGUACGGUUCGACGUGGGCGCAUAAUAUGCUAGCACUGUAAAUCACUACAUGUGCCACCCAACGUCACGUCGGGAGCUGCUCAGUGCGUUCAAGUGCGCCAGGUUCAUCACCGUGUUCUGUUCAUUUCAUGUGUAAGUGCUUUUUUGUUACAUUUGCCCAAAGUUGCCAGAAAUUCAGUUCAAAAGUACCAACCUGUCGUGUGAACAACUUUCGUGUUUAUGGAAUAGAAAUCACAAAUAACUAACUACUAACGAGAGUUCAAACAGUUAGUUUACUGGAUUUCGUAGGAAUACAACCCAACCUGUCGUGUGAACAACUUUCGUGUUUAUGGAAUAGAAAUCACAAAUAACUAACUACUAACGAGAGUUCAAACAGUUAGUUUACUGAAUUUCGUGGGAAUAACUCUUCACCAUGCCAGUAAAUGCAAUCGGAGCAGAACAGCUGAGCGGAAUUGAAGAAGAGGCUGACAUUUACGAAGCAUUUGCGCCCCAUGUCGAUACAACAAACAUCUCAGUCAUAACCGAUACACCACCAGGUAAAAAACCCAGCUUGAAAACAUUUCAAGAUGUGCAAUAUAUGCUACAACAAGGAAAAAAACGAGAGGCAAAGCUAGUGCUAAGAGAAAAUUCAUGGCCAACCAAUUCACCAAUCCGUUCACAACUAUGGCCUGCUCUGUGUGCUCAGCAUCACGUGGGCAAAAGCAUGCUGGACGGUUUUUACUGGGAUAUGGUGAAUCAGGUAUUCGGCACUACGGAACUACCCGAGAAACCCAUCAUGCUACCACCUUUUGUAGACACAAUACAUUGUCUACCUUAUCACCUUACACGAAAAGGUCGAGCAGUUGCCGAUCGAGUGGUCAGUGUUCUUGGUUACGCUUGCCCAGACAUUACUUUUAGUCCUACGCUCUACCCUAUUACCUCCAUUUUGCUGCACUUUAUGUCUGAGGAGGAAUGCUAUCACUGCAUGGCGAGUCUGGUGACCCCUAAGGAAAAAGUAUUUAUUACCCAAACUAAGUUACUUUACGAAGUUACCUGGAAGACUGUGAUGCAAAUUGCCAAAAAACAUGCGAAAUCUGCCUUUAACUAUUUAUCAUCUAUGUGCAACGGGCAGAAGUCGGAAUCUAUCUACAUGGAUUGGUGUUGGUGGAUAUUAGGUGGACUUCCAUUUCCACAUUUGGUUCGAGUGAUGGAUUGCUUCUUCCACGAAGGAAUAAAAGUAUUCUACCGAGUCUCGUUGGCAAUUCUGAUACUUUUUCAUAAGCAUGUAACAGUCAACAACACAGAUUGGGAUGCGGAUACAAUCAAAAACGAUAUCGACAAUGCCCUUCCAAAGUUUUGUAAAAGCAUACCAGUCUCGCCAGCAAAGCUGCUACGAACUGCGUUUAGUAUAAGAGCUCUUAGUUCUACGUACAUAUCUAGAGUGUUUUUGAAGACUGAAAUGCUACUCAAAAGCAAAUCUGUUCUUAGCGGACCCAAACAAAUGGUGAGAUCACGUUCUAGCGAUAAUUUACCAACGAGUCAAUCCCAGAUCAACGUACAAAUGAUGUCGCAUACCCUUACAAUAAGAGAGCUGUUUACGCUUUGGUCUUGGCUGCCAGUAAGAAUAACGAUGUAUCAACCUGUGUUAUUAUACACUACUGAAGAACAUGGAUGUUCUUUGACCACGUUUUACGUACGGGUGGAGCAGCAUGAGCCAACACUACUGAUGAUCAAAACCUGCAACAACGAAGUGUUUGGUGCUUAUUGCUCCUCUCGUUGGUAUGAACGAAAUCUCAAAGACGAUCGUGGUCAGCGCCAGGCAUACUUUGGUACGGGAGAAACGUUUCUUUUCUCACUCUACCCAGAACGAGCAAAAUACCCCUGGGUCGGUAUUGAAGGUGACACUGGAUUGGGGCAUGCUUCUGAACUAUUCAUGGCAGCAGAUUCCAAGAUGAUAACCAUCGGUGGCGGUGAAGGGCAAGCUAUUUGGAUGGAUGAAAACAUACGUUUUGGUAAGACCGACCGUUGCCAAACGUUCAACAACCCACCACUUUGUGCUUCCGGAGAUUUUGAGAUACGUGUACUCGAAGUAUACGGUUUUGUUGGUGCUUAAUAUGUACACAUUAAGAAACAUUCUUUAAUACUGCGUUUAUUUCAUCCGUGACAUAGAGAUUGGUUUCUUUUCAUUUGUUUGGUAGUUAAGUAGUAUUGAAGAUCUCGUUCGAAAUUGUAUAUAUUUUAGCGAAGACGGGAUAGUAAUGGCAAAACCGACAAAUAAGUAAUCACAAAUCGCAUAGCAAUAUCCAAACAUACAUCAUUAUUACCGUUGUGUUGUGUGGUCACGUGCUAAUAAUUAAAGUUUUGCAGAAUUCUGUCUUUUUUGUCCAAUAUCGAAAUUGAUUAAAAAAUACUCUUGAUAUUUACUGGAUAUGUAUGCACAUAUUUAUACAUCAGAAUCAAAAGAUAUAUUUAAGUUGAGGAAUCUGUAUCAUCGAUUUUGGCAUAUUCGUGUGAAAUCCAAAUUCGAUUUCAUCAGGUGAUUUCGAAAUUCAUUGUGUGACAUCUAAUAACGUAAUUUAUUUCAUAUCAUCGUGUCCAAAAGCCACAAUGACUGAUUCCGUACUCCUGUUGUAUGCAUCGAACGUAUAAUAUUCAACGAAACUUGAUUACAUAGUUUUGCUGCUCAUACAUGUAGCAAUGAUGAACAAAAGAAAGACAGGAAAAUAACAGUUUUGUUCAUAAAGCUAAAAGAGUCCUUCUCUUAAUAAAAUACGAUCUAUCUUUACUCGCCUUACCAUUUCGGCUAAGCAUUGUAUAUAUCUUGAUAGUGUUUAAAUGCAUGCAUACAUCGAAGAAGAGGGAAAUUCAAGAAGCUGAUAAAUGCAAUUCAAAAUAGUUUUUCAACUUAACUGUGAGUUAAAAGAACGACUUGCCAUAUAAAAUAUCAUCAAAGCCAAAAAGGCCCGGUGUUUGGUGAUAGUUGUUGAAAAUGUAUUGAAAAUACAAAAUCAACAAUAAAUGUAUCGAGUGAUAGUUACAUCGGACACAUCGGACACAGUUUCUUGCGUCCUUUAAAAUGUGAUGUGUCGUCAGCAUGCAUUGAAUGGUUUAAAACUCUUACUACAUUGCCAUACAUCAGUCGAUAAGAGACACCGAUAAUAUAUUUACGGCUUUUCAUGUUCAUUAGAGUAAUCUAACUCGACAGAUUAUCAAAAAACGUAUAGUCAGUCAAAAUUAUCCUUGUUGAGAACUUAAUGGAAAUGUAACACUUGAAUGUAACACGCAAUGGUAGACGAAACGUAAUUGAAGACGAUUUAGUAGUGAAUCAGAAAAUAGCAACAUUCCAAUACACGUAUGUAUUUGAUUGCUAAAUAGAUCUACCAUCCACACCGCCGCUUAUUACACAAUUUGAUUUGGAAUGAAUGAAUGAAUGAAUUAGUAUGUUUCUUACAGACACCGGCAUAAAUGAGGGCGUAGUACAACGAAUCACUUUGACUAAUGCUACCAUUUUUGACUUAGAUAUAUUCUUACAAUGUUGUUGUUGGUGUUGUCAUUCGUGUAGUGUGAAAAUCAACAUUAAAUUAAAAAGAGCUAAACAGCUUUAUCUAUUGAAUAUGCAUUGAAACAAUCGUAGAAUUGGCGAUAUUAGUAUAUUCAUCGAUGCCACCAAAGCAUUAGAAUACAAUUCUCCAUACACAAAAUAUAAACAUUAUCGUAUAGUCUGUAGGCGUAUCAAGUAAUAUUGCAAUGAUUUAUGUGUUUUCGAAACAGAAGAAUGAUUUACCCAUAUAUAUCAUAACUGGAGCAAUGCAUUAUCCUCAUCUAAAGAAUAAUUACAAGUUCUGGGGGAUGAAACGAAAAUCGUUGUUAAGAUUUACUUCUAUAUGUGUGUUGUUUUGCAAAAUUAAAAUUUCUUUUUGAGUCAAAUAAAUUUCUGAUUUCCUGUGCGCUAGGCUUUAUCACAAAGUUAAAAAGCAUA